UAAACUUCAAUCACUUUUUCUGCAGAAGUAGAUAAUAGUAUCAUUGUUUUCCAAAACACUACCUACAUGAUAGUCUACUAACUCCCAUUUCAACUUUAAUUACAUUAUAGACUGUGCAAAUGUUCAUGUGGUCAAAGUAUUAUUUAUCUACCUAUUCUUAUUUUAGGAACUGUUAACAUUUAUGGAUAUAGCCAUUGAUUUUACUGAAGAGGAGUGGGAAUGCCUUCAGCCUUCUCAGAAAUAUUUAUAUAGAGAUGUGAUGCUAGAGAAUUAUAGAAACUUUGCCUUCCUGGCCAUGACUGCUAAUCAUACCCAAGAAUAUUCACCAGAAAAGGGCUUAAAACAUAUAUUUCAUGAAGUGAUAAGUGCAAAAUAUAGAAGUUGUCAUCUUGACUAUUUACCACAAAAAAAAAUAUGGAAUACUACAAGUGAGAGUGAACACCAGAAAUCAUAUAAAAAAUCAGGCCUUGUUCACCACCAGAGAAUUUAUACUGGAGAGAAGCGCUACAAAUAUAAAGAAUGUUGUAAAGCUUUUAGUAAAAUAAAAGGUCUUAUUUACCACAGAGGAAACCACAAUGGAGAAAAUCCCUACAAAUGUAAAGAAUGUGCCAACACUUUUGGUAAAAAAUCAGGCCUUAUUUACCACAGCAGAAGUCACACUGGAGAGAAGCCCUACAAAUGUAAAGAAUGUGGCAAAGAUUUUGGUCUAAAAUCAAGCCUUAUUCACCACAGGAGAACUCACACUGGAGAGAAGCCCUACAAAUGUACAGAAUGUGGCAAAGCUUUUGGUCAAAAAUCACAACUUAUUUUUCACAGCAGAAAUCACAGUGGAGAGAAGCCCUACAAAUGUAAAGAUUGUGGCAAAGCUUUUGGUGAAAAAUCAAGCCUUAUUUGCCACAGCAGAACUCACACUGGAAAGAAGCCCUACAAAUGUAAAGAAUGUGGCAAAGCUUUUGGUCUAAAAUCAAACCUUAUUCGCCACAGGAGAACUCACACUGGAGAGAAGCCCUACAAAUGUAAAGAUUGUGGCAAAGCUUUUGGUCAAAAAUUACACCUUAUCUUCCACAGAAGAAAUCACAGUGGAGAGAAGUCCUAUAAAUGUAAAUAAUGUGGCAAAGCUUUUACUCAAAAACAGGCUUUAUUUGCCACAGAAAACUCACACUAGAGAGAAGCCUUACAAAUGUAAAGAAUGUGGCAAAGUGUUCAGUCAAAAAUCACACCUUAUUUGCCCCAACAGAACUCACACUAAAGAGAAGCCUCACAAAUAUAAAGUAUGUGUCAAAGUUUUUACUCAAAUAUUACACCUUAUUGACCACAGGAAAAUUUACACUGGAGAGAAGCCUUACAAAUAUAAGAAAUGUGCCAAAGCUUUUAGCAAUAAAACAGUCCUUAUUUGCCACAAUAGAACUCACACUGGAGAAUAGCCCUACAAAUGUGAAUAAUGUGGAAAAGCUUUUUUAAAACAAUAAAAUGUUAUUCACCGCAGCAGAAGACAUCCUGGUGAAUGUGAAAUGUGAAUAAAGUGAUAACACUUUUAAAGAAAGAGUAAAUCUUGGGCCUGGGGUUGUGGUUCAGUGGUAGAGUGCUAGCCUCACGUAUGUGAGAU
Ictidomys tridecemlineatus (thirteen-lined ground squirrel) is the source of this 1606-nucleotide messenger RNA. The record is from RefSeq and is a predicted model, not a curated record. Lineage: Eukaryota; Metazoa; Chordata; Mammalia; Rodentia; Sciuridae.